AUGUCCCUGUGUUUAAACCGCCUCACAGAAGAACGGAAGCAAUGGCGACGAGACCACCCGUUCGGCUUCUACGCAAAGCCUCAUCGGACACCUCAGGGCGUGCUGGACCUGAAGCGCUGGGAAUGCGGUAUUCCGGGGAAAGCGAAUACGCUGUGGGAAGGCGGUCUAUUCAAGCUGGACGUUGUCUUUCCAGAUGAAUAUCCGACCAAGCCGCCAAAAUGCAAAUUCGUCCCCCCACUCUUCCACCCCAACGUCUACCCCUCGGGCACCGUCUGCCUCUCAAUCCUCAACGAAGAAGAAGCCUGGAAGCCGGCCAUUACAAUCAAGCAGAUCCUUCUGGGAAUCCAAGACUUACUCGACGACCCGAACCCAGAGUCCCCCGCGCAAGCCGAAGCAUACAACUUAUUCAAGAAGGACCGGCCGGCGUACGAGCGGCGCGUGCGCCAGGUCGUCAAGGAGAAUCCUGCUCUCUAG
Molecule: messenger RNA, 474 nt
Organism: Aspergillus fischeri NRRL 181
Lineage: Eukaryota; Fungi; Ascomycota; Eurotiomycetes; Eurotiales; Aspergillaceae
Product: E2 SUMO-conjugating protein UBC9
Exons: 4
Coding region: 1-474 (157 amino acids)
Biological process (GO): protein sumoylation
Cellular component (GO): nucleus
Molecular function (GO): SUMO conjugating enzyme activity
Source: RefSeq, a predicted model, not a curated record